UGGCCCUCGGGGGAUCCAAUGGGGAGGCUCACGUCCCCGGCUCCCGGGGGGCUCCGUGCGCCCACGCGGGCGGGGGCCGGGCUUCCUGCGGGAACUCGCCUCAUCCCCGGGCGCCCGCGGUCAGGUGGUUGCCUGCGCGUGGCCGCCGCUCUCCCGGGGCCCGCACCCGCCCGCAGGCUCUCCUCCGCGCGGCCCCCUGGACGGCCCGGACUGCAGCCCCUCCCCCAGCCCGGGCCCUCCGGCGUGGGAGCGGGACUACCUCCCCAGAUGUUACGGCCCCGCCUGAGUGUCUGGGCGCACGGGUGGCAUUCUGGUGGCACGCGGAGACCCACGGUGGAGACCAGAAGGUUGUCCACGUUCUGGCGUGGGCUCAGCCCCACAUGCGGGCGCUGUGAAUCGGGUGUUGACCACCUUCUCCCCCCACCGGCUUCGGCCAGUCACUGGACCCUGGACUUUGACCUGUCUCUCUCCACCAGGCCUGGGCCGCUGAUGGUUUUGGCAAAGUAUCUUAAGGUAGCUGGGCCGGCCCCCUCUUUCCCACCUACCUCUAGUCCUUCCCCCCACACCACCACCAUCCUGGCUCCCCUCCCUCAUGACCGCCUGGAUCCUCCUUCCUGUCAGCUUGUCAGCAUUCUCCAUCACAGGCCUAUGGACUGUGUAUGCCAUGGCCGUGACGAACCGCCACGCAUGCCCUGUGGAGAACUGGUCCUACAACGAAUCCUGCUCUCCUGACCCCAUUGAACAAGGGGGCCCCAAGACCUGCUGCACCCUGGACGAUGUCCCCCUCAUCAGCAAAUGUGGCACAUAUCCCCCAGAGAGCUGCCUCUUCAGCCUCAUUGGCAACAUGGGUGCUUUCAUGGUGGUCCUGAUCUGCCUGCUGCUCUAUGGGAAGCUCCUGGAGCAGAGUCGUCAUUCCUGGGUUAACACCACGACACUCAUCACGGGCUGCACCAAUGCUGCGGGCCUCGUGGUAGUCGGCAACUUCCAGGUGGAUCAUGCAAAGUCUCUGCACUAUAUUGGAACUGGUGUGGCCUUCCCCGCUGGACUGCUCUUCGUCUGCCUGCACUGUGCCCUCUCCUACCAUGGGGCCACUGCCCCCCAAGACCUGGCUAUGGCCUACCUGCGGAUUGUACUGGCAGCCAUCGCCUUUGUCACCCUAAUUCUCAGCGGUGUCUUCUUUAUGCACGAGAGCUCUCAGCUGCAGCACGGGGCAGCACUGUGCGAGUGGGUGUUUGUGAUUGACAUCCUCAUUUUCUACGGCACCUUCAGCUAUGAGUUUGGGGCAGUCUCCUCAGAGACACUGGUGGCUGCACUGCAGCCUGCCCCUGGCAGGGCCUGCAAAUCCUCCGGGAGCAGUAGCACCUCCACUCACCUCAACUGUGCUCCCGAAAGCAUCGCCAUGAUCUGAGGUCUGGGGAGGGUGGCUGGCCCAGCCUCAGCAGCUCCCCACCUCAUAACUUUGCAUUUAUUUUGUACCAAAAACGAUUUUGAGAAAGUAUUCUGCUGGGAUAUAGGCUUCCUUGCUGCUGGAGGAAUGGCCAUCCCACACCCACCUGUGCCGUAGCGGAGCAGGCCUGGCAGCUGCCUGGGCCGCACACAAGCUACUCCCCAACUCCGCAGUGUUGUUUUUAUGUUUAAAGGUCACAUAUCCUCACUCGCCCAGCCAGCCCUUCAGGUGCCUUCUACUCCCCAGUACCAAGGCCACACCACUGGGGUUUUCCUGCUGCAGGAAUUGGGGGCU
Ailuropoda melanoleuca (giant panda) is the source of this 1741-nucleotide messenger RNA. RefSeq names its product transmembrane protein 150A (gene TMEM150A). The record is from RefSeq and is a predicted model, not a curated record. Lineage: Eukaryota; Metazoa; Chordata; Mammalia; Carnivora; Ursidae. Bases 593 to 1408 code for a protein of 271 amino acids. Gene Ontology annotation, biological process: protein localization to plasma membrane. The transcript is spliced from 7 exons. Gene Ontology annotation, cellular component: plasma membrane.